Messenger RNA from Procambarus clarkii (red swamp crayfish), 695 nucleotides. RefSeq names its product ribosomal protein S8 (gene RpS8). Gene Ontology annotation, molecular function: structural constituent of ribosome. Gene Ontology annotation, cellular component: cytosolic small ribosomal subunit; ribosome. Gene Ontology annotation, biological process: translation; maturation of SSU-rRNA from tricistronic rRNA transcript (SSU-rRNA, 5.8S rRNA, LSU-rRNA). The record is from RefSeq and is a predicted model, not a curated record. NCBI's taxonomy places the organism in Eukaryota, Metazoa, Arthropoda, Malacostraca, Decapoda, Cambaridae.
UGUUGUGGAGAGCAGCCGCUCCGGCCUCUCCUUUACCCACCAUACGCCGCCAUGGGUAUCUCACGUGACCAUUGGCAUAAGAGGCGAGCUACAGGAGGCAAGCGUCUCCAACCUCGCAAAAAGAGGAAGUUUGAGCUUGGUCGUCCUGCAGCCAACACAAAGCUCGCGCCUCAAAGGAUCCAUACUGUGCGGACUCGAGGGGGCAACAAGAAAUACCGGGCUCUGCGACUAGAUACUGGCAACUUUGCAUGGGGCUCAGAAGGCCAGACACGCAAGACUCGUAUUGUUGACGUAGUGUACAAUGCCAGUAAUAAUGAACUUGUAAGGACCAAAACUCUUGUGAAGAAUGCCAUUGUUGUUAUUGAUGCAGCACCCUUCAGACAGUGGUAUGAAGCUCAUUAUGCACUUCCUCUUGGACGCAAGAAGACUACUAAACUGACUGAUGCUGAAGAGGCUGUCCUUAACAAGAAAAGGUCAAAGAAAACUGAAAAGAAGUACAAGGAACGUCAGCGUACUGCCAAAGUUGAAGGACCUCUCGAAGACCAGUUCAUGACUGGCCGUGUUCUUGCUUGUAUUGCAUCACGUCCUGGCCAGUGUGGCCGUGCAGAUGGCUACAUUUUAGAGGGAAAAGAACUUGAAUUCUACCUGAGGAAGAUAAAGAGCAAGAAGAGCAAAUAAAUAAAGUGCUGAUGUAA